This is a messenger RNA of Rotaria socialis, 2613 nucleotides long. Lineage: Eukaryota; Metazoa; Rotifera; Eurotatoria; Philodinida; Philodinidae. The record is from the annotation of a GenBank genome assembly.
AUGGCUGAUAUGAAUAUAUCUGAAUAUUGGCUACCGCAGCCAUUUUCGUUUUGGUUUACUUGUUAUUCGAAAUUACAUCAGUCGUAUAGAAUUCCACGAACCACUACGACCCCUCCUAGUCAACUGGACUCACCUCUCGUACAUGAACUCUACGACCCAUUGAUACAUAAUGGAGUAACUGCAGUGUCCACAUCACCUAUACUAUAUAACAUGGGCGGUGGUGUAUUAACUGGCGCUACCAAAAUCUAUAUUCUAUAUUACGGUAGUUGGAAUGCUAAUCAAAAAACUAUUGCCGAAACAUUCCUUUCGCAUGUGGGAACUACAUCGUGGUUCAACAUUGAAAAGACCUACUACUAUCGAGCUUCAUCCAUAAGUCCUAAAGUAUACAUAAAAGGUCCGAAAAAUGGGCAAGUGCCAAAUGAUUCGCAGGGCCUCUACUUGCUUCUCAGUUCUUCAGAUGUCAGCGAAGGCAGUGCAGAAGCUGGUGGAACUUUCUGUGUCAACUACUGUGAAUAUCAUUUAAACUUCUAUGUCGACAAUGUAGCAUACGUUCUUGGAUUUAUUGGAAAUCUGCAAAAGUGCAUAAAUGGUUCCGGCUCCACCAACCCGACUAAUUCACCUAACGGUGACGCUGGUGUUGACGCCAUGGUCAGCGUAAUCGCACAUGAAUUAGUGGACACUAUGUCGGAUCCAUUUGGGAGUGCAUGGUUUGGUGCGACUGGUAACGAAAAUGCCGAUAAGUGAAUUAUGGCAUCAUCAUUACGUGACGACUUCAAUGAAAUUCAUUAUAGACAAGGUUCAUGUGCUAUUAUUUUAAAACCAGGGGAUCUCUUAAAUGAAAACAAUGUUGAUGCUCUUGUCAUUCCAACGCCAAGUGCAAUUGAGCUAGACCCGAACAGUUUUGUACUGUUCCAAUCUAUGUACUCUAAAGCAAAUCAAUAUGAAAAAAGAGAAAUUGAAAAAAUUCGGUCUUAUGUAACGCUUAAUCAACCAGAAUUUUUUUCGAAAAAUCCCCCUGGAUAUAUUUUUGCGGUGCCACCCUACGUAGGCAAUGCUAAGAAAGCUUGCAAACUUUUAAAGGAAACAUACAAGUCAUGCCUCGAUUUAGCAAUUAAGAGUAACUGUCGAAAAAUUGCUUUUCCUACAAUUGGCUGUGGUAUCAUUGGAUUUGAAUUAGCCGAUGCAACUCAUUGUGUUUAUUCGGUUUUAGAAAAUUUUUGUGAAUCAAAAAAAAGCAAAAACAUGGAUGAAAUUAGAAUAGUUAUUUUCAAUCAAAAGAUAUAUAAAGAAUUCACUGAAUUUUUCAAGAGCUAUGGUCAAAAAAAGAAAGUUAAAUUCAAUGAUGUGCCUAUAUCAAGAGAAAAUCCAAAUCUAUCUGAAAUGCUACACGGAAACAAUAGGCGCCAACCGUCGCCACAAAUAGAUUCGCGUGCAGCAGAUACAGCAAACCGUCGGGAUGAUCAUGAUGAUGAUAUGGAUGAACGUAAUCGCAGAGAUGCGAGAAGAAAACAAGCGUCGGAACUUAAUCCAAAUAGUCCCGAAUUCCAGCCCAGUAGUAGUAACAAACGUCGUGCUCUGCGUGAAUUUCUAAUAAACGACAAUAGAACACAGCUGAUUAUAACACAAGGAGAUAUUUUAACUACAAAAGUAGAUGCUAUUGUCAAUGCUGCUAACGAAAGCAUGUUGGGCGGAGGUGGUGUUGAUGGUGUCAUUCAUAAAGCUGCUGGUGACGGUCUCUACAAAGCGUGUCAAGCUCACAAAGAGAUCUAUCCAUAUGUUCGUUUACCAACUGGUCAUUCGCGCAUUUUGCUUAGUUAUAAUUUGAAGAAAACAACCCACUAUAUUAUUAAUACAGCCGGACCCUCCUAUGACGAUUUUCCACCAGCUGAAUGCCAAAAGCAUUUGACUUCUUGCUAUGAAACAUCACUUGCCCUUGCUAAUUUAUACGAUCUUGAAACAAUCGCUUUUACGGCCAUCAGCUGCGGUAUAUUCGGUUAUCCAGUAGAUGAAGGUGCUGAAGUUGCACUCACAGCAGCUAAUAGUAAAGCUGGUUCCUUGAGUAAAAUUUGGUUUGUAUUAAAAGAUGAUCACAUUUAUGAUGCAUGGAUUAAGGCAGCUAAAAAAUUCAAGUACAUUGCCCUGGAUGGCAAUGGUGAUGAUGAUAGUGACGAAAAAACGACAACUGCAUCUACACAUCCAACUGCAAAAGAACACGACACAACUAAAAAGCCAAAUACAGAAAAAGAAUCUGGAAGAGGAAAAAAAUCACCUGACUUGAAAAUUAUCGAUGGCUCGACACCCGAUGAUGUGAAAAAAACGGCUCUAUCUAGUCGCGAAAAUUCCAGUAAAAAAUCAUCCACAGAUCAAGACGCUACAAAAACACAUAAAAAUUCAAAGGAUGCUGCAGAUCAUGACAGCUCAACAAAUGAAAAUAAUGAGACGUCGAAAGAAAAAAGCCAACAAACGAACAACAACAAGAGUAACGAAGAGCAGGCAACAUCGAAUAACCCUCCUCCAGCGCAAAAGGAUCAGCAAGACCAAAGUCAAGCAACUUCAAAUGAAAACAACAACACAGAAAAAAAAUCUGGAAAAAAAAUUAAAAAUAAAUCGUAG